GUCAGUGUCUAUCUACCGUAUCUCUGCCUCCAUCGCGUCCCCUCAGCCUCCGUUGCUCCAGGGGAAACAGUCCCAGCCCGUCCUGUCUCUCCCUGUAACUCCAGCCCUCCAGUCCCAGCAACAUCCCCGAGAAUCUUCCCUGCUCCCUCUCCAGCUUAAUCCCAUUCUUCCUGUAGCGUCGGGAGGGGGAGGGUGCCCACACUGAGGUAAGAGGAAAGUGCAUUAUAUGUUUCCUGAUGGAGCAGAAAUGGUGGAAGAGUAUGAAAUCUGCAGUGACCAACUCAAGGUUAGGAAGUGGAAGCAGAAGACCGCACUGGGAUCCCCUGGACAGUGGCAGUUCGAGGUGGGGGAACCAAACUCUCGACCUGUGGGGGGUCUUGAACAGCCGCUGAUACAGGAGAGUGGUAGCAAUCCAAUAUUCACAAGAAAGGACACCAAGACCUGCUUCCAGUGGAGGAUUCGAAAUCUACCAUACCCCAAGAAUGUGUACAGUGUUACAGUCGACCCAGAUGAGCGAUGCUGUAUUGUGAGGACAUCUAACAAAAAGUAUUUCAAGAAGUUCAAUAUUCCCGAUAUGGACCGAUGCCACCUCCCUCUGGACAGCUCUGCACUCAGUUUCACACAUGCCAACAACACCCUCAUCAUCACAUAUCAGAAGCCAACAGCAAUCUUGCAGCUGGAGCAGGAGGUCCUGCAGGAACUGAAGAAGAUGAAGGUGGCAGAGGAUGGAGAUGUGCAAUGUAAAACACAGUGAUGUGUAUCUGCCUCCACGCACAGCUUCUGUGGUUGCACCCACCG
Molecule: messenger RNA, 798 nt
Organism: Pristis pectinata (smalltooth sawfish)
Lineage: Eukaryota; Metazoa; Chordata; Chondrichthyes; Rhinopristiformes; Pristidae
Gene: dpcd
Product: deleted in primary ciliary dyskinesia homolog (mouse)
Exons: 6
Coding region: 227-754 (175 amino acids)
Source: RefSeq, a predicted model, not a curated record